CCGUCUCUCAGUCAUGAGGGCUCUUUUGCGUGCGGCUCUUGCCCCCCGCGCCCCAUGCAUCCGCGUUGGCCUUGUUGCCCGGCUGCUCACCUGGUCUUUGCUGCGCCGUUCCUUCGUCGCCGCAUUAGGAUGCUCUUCCUCGUCUCAUGUUACUCACAAAUCCGAUAAGGUUUCACCGUGGAAGUAGGACCGUGAGGCUCUGCGAAGGGGACAAGUCAAAAGGUCCCUGUGGAGGCCCUCCCCAGACCUGCACAAGGCUCAAAGUGGACCAGGCUCAAAUUCCGGUCAAGCAUCCCAAUUUGUGCCACAUUGCCCUCUGAUGUCCCCUUUGUCUCUGCUCUUCCUUCGUCUCCUCUUCGCGAGCUGCAUAGUGGCAACGCACGUGUUCUCACCGCCUUGCUACAUGCUUUCUCAUAUCGGCAAAGUCUCCCCAUCUCACCCUCUUUUAAAUCGCCCUCGUCUCCUUCACUCCUUCGCCAGCUGUCUGGUUAAAGUUCAUGCCUCGUUCCUUAGACAGGUUGCCCUUUGAUGUUUUAUUUUGUAUAACUUCAUCUCUCACCUUUGAUGAUAUUGUAAGCUUAAGUUUGACAUGUCGCCAAUUAAGGCUACUACUGAACGAGGGCACGCUAUGUUGGCGAACUAUCGAGACCCAUGUCCCCCACAGCAAAGAAGCAAAACUUGCUCAAGAGAAGAAAAUAACAUACCGAGAAGCUGUCCAGCGCACCUAUGAACGGCGCGAAGCCUUUGCAAAAGCAUCUCCGUUUUCGGCCUCCAUCAUAGGCCAUGGUUCUGCCUUUCUUUAUAAGCAAGGCAUUCUCUGCUCUAUUUCUGGAAGUUCUAUCCGAGUUCUGGACAUCCACGCCUCGUCAAGUGCCCCAAGGACAAUUGAACUAUCUCCCAUCAUCAGCAGUGUAGUCUCUACUGGGCUUGCUGAGGCUAAAAUUUCUCUGCUCUCUUACUGUGAUGAAAUCUUGGCCUUGCACUACGAGCGGAAGGCGAAGCCUGUUGACAGCUGGCUGAUAGCUGUCAGCACCAAGGUCGGUACACCAGACGCUGAGAGACUUGUGGCUAAGAUCGAGCUCGAAUCAAGCAGCAAGCUGUUUGCCCGUAAUACCGCCUCAUUCCUGUAUUACGGCACACACUCGGGUGUUGGAACACAUGGCCAUCGCGAGUGGAGGAUCCAUGGAGUUUCUCUAGAUGCGGAGCACGUCAUCCCAGCAGGCACCCCGCCACUGCAGCUGGAAGACUUCGUGGGGUCAGACAUGGGCUUCACGGUAGCGUUCGAAAUCCACGAUGGUUAUUUUUACGCCCUCUCGAACCAGACAUCCUUCGACGUGGAGGAAGUUGAUUGGACGUCCUUCUAUCACUGUGUCCGCUUUCCCCUCGAACGACCGUUCAGCAACGCCCUGAAAACCAACAACCGCAUAUAUCGACGGCAGCAUGCAGAAGGCCCUAUCAACGAUUCUUGGACUGACAUGAGUCUGCAGGCUGACGAAUCCACCAACGCACUGAUAAUUGUUGAGUCUCGUCGAGAAUGGAAAAAUGGCGGAAGCCAACAAACCCGCACCUUCUACACGCAAGAAAUAGCGUUCCCAUCAAACUCAUCCUCAACGCCAUGUUCGCAGACCUCAUCGCCCGCUGUCGGACCAUCCGCCGGCCCAGCCCUCCCACCCGACGACCCCUUCGUAGCCUUGCUCGCCAGCGAUAACAACGCACACUGGGCCCCCUCCCAGCCUCGCUACGAGGACUUCACGCACCCCGAAUACGGGCCCCAUCUCAACGACCCCGCGCGGGCCUUCAUCCUCGCCCGCACCAAGCUUCGCGCCUACAACCUCUCCUGCAGCGCCUUCGUCGACUUCGUCGAAGACGAUAAGUGCUGCAGCAACCCCAGCAGCCCAGCACCCUGUCUCCGCCUGCGGAUCGGCUCGCGGCGUCUCGCACCUGCGAUCCCCGACGACAAUGACGAGCAGCCGCCCGCUGGCUCGGGCAAGGGCAAGGGCAAGGGCAAGGAGCCGCUGCAAUACGAGGUCCCGCUCCCACCCCCGAAAUCCGCCCUCGAUGCCCGCUAUCGCUACGCUCCGAUAACGAUGUGGCCCCCGCCUGCGAACGCCUGCCCGUGUGCUGCGCGGCUGCAUGGGAUUCUCAACCCGCCGUUGCCUGCGGGGUCGGCGUAUGGCAAGACGCUCGUGGGGGUGGUGGAUGAGCGCAGUCUGGUCUACAUGCUACGCCCUGCAAGGUCAUACGACGACGAUGAUACGGGCGGGCCGAUUGUGCUGAUCAGCUUUGAUCGCGCGAUUGGGCGGGUGUGGACAGGGGAGGAGGGCGCGGGUGAUGGCGUGGAUAGCGUGAUGAGGGAUGGGGGGAGUGAGCUGCAGAUGCGGAGUCGAUGGGUUGCUGGGAGGGCGGAAGCAUGUAGGGAUGGGACGUGUUGCUGACGGGGUGUGCCUGUAGCUUAGGUCUUACUAGGAAUGAAAAGAUAUUCCAUGUCAAUAUGUUGCUAGGCCGCUGUCCUCGCAAGUCUUCGCUACUUGAGUGCACUCG
This is a messenger RNA of Mytilinidion resinicola, 2541 nucleotides long. RefSeq lists its product as uncharacterized. The transcript has 2 exons. Lineage: Eukaryota; Fungi; Ascomycota; Dothideomycetes; Mytilinidiales; Mytilinidiaceae. The record is from RefSeq and is a predicted model, not a curated record. Bases 498 to 2435 code for a protein of 645 amino acids. Gene Ontology annotation, molecular function: protein binding.